This is a messenger RNA of Saprolegnia diclina VS20, 1119 nucleotides long. RefSeq lists its product as hypothetical. Lineage: Eukaryota; Oomycota; Saprolegniomycetes; Saprolegniales; Saprolegniaceae. The record is from RefSeq and is a predicted model, not a curated record. The transcript has 4 exons. Bases 1 to 1119 code for a protein of 372 amino acids.
AUGAAGACGCCAUCCACGACGACCCGCAGCGCAGCCCGCGAGCGCCAGCUCCUCGCCGACCGCCUCUCCAAGCGCAAGGCUCGCCUUGCGUACGUCGCCGAGCGUAAUUUGCUGCAGAGUGCGAUCGAGGCCCUCACGCUUCGGUAUUUUGCCAUCAAGGGCACGCUGCUCCCUUGGCGCGACAUUGCGCUCGCUCUGCGCGAGACGUCGGAGGGGAGCCUGCUCGAGAACCACGCGCUGCACAUAGAGGUGACCAAGGCAGAUGUCCUUGUCCAGCGAUUGCGCCGGUGGUUUCAGACCAUGGAGACGCCCGAGCGACUUCCCGGAUACUUGUCGCGCGGCGCGUCGCUCGACGUGACAUUGGUUGCCGAGGCGUCGACGCGCCAACUGGGCUACGACUGGGUCGCCAAGCAGCUCUACCACGGCACGUCGGCGCAGUUGAGCCCGCGGCUUUUUCCAUGCGUGUACGAAGACUCGAUCAAGGUCGAGUGGGGCGUCCGAGGGCGCAAGCUCGUGGUUCAGAAGGUCAUUCAAGCCAGCCAAGAGGUCGUUGCCAAGGCGCUCUGGGCAGCCAAUUGUGCGUCGGCGACCGAAGCCUUUCCGAUUCCGGGCAUUCAAUGCGGCGGCAUGCAGGUGCUGCACGACGAGGUAACGUCGUCGGAGCGCUGCAGCUAUGUCUUGGAGACCUCGGGUGAAAUACAUGACCACUGUUUAAAGGUCUUCCACAAGCGGUUCAAGGACGACGACCGCAUCAUCAUUGCGUACCGCACCAUCUCGCUCGACGAGGCCCACCCUGGCCCCCGCGACCCGGAAGAAUACCAAGAAUGGAAUGAGAUCCGGCGCAUCUCGGCCAACUCGUGCUUGGUUCGCACCGUUAACCAUCUCGAGCCGCGGCAGGCAUUUGCGUCCGUUUUGGACUAUGUCGAGACUCUAUACCCAAAGCUGUACCACCGCUGCGUGGCCGAGUACGCGACGCAACUCGCUGACGCAUCGUCACUCGAACAGUACAUGAAUCGUUUCCUACUGCAGCGGGCCGCGUGGAUCGCCACCGAUCACUUUGAACACUUGGACCGAACCGUCGAUAGCGUGCUGGCACAACCCGAUUGCUUUCACUACUAG